UUUAUUUAUUUGAGGAUUUUUUACGAAAAUUAUUGGCGGUGGCAGAAAGUUAAUUUGGCGGGACGCGGGCUGUUCCUCCAUCUUGUUCUAUUUUGUUCGCCACUUCAAUACGAACUUAGUCAUUGGUUGUGCAUAGAAAAAAUUGCCGAGCGACUUAACGGAAACAUCCGAAUAAUUAAAUUGACUUAAGUUAUCCAAUCAGCAGAAUAACCGAGUGGAAAAGGUUAAUUUUACAUUCAGGACGAAUUUACACAGGAAAGCCAGAAAACCGAUUUGAAGGUUAGGAACAGUUAAGAACGUUGAUUUGAUUUGAAAGUUCUAAAAAUUGCACAACAGAAUUAGUUGUGUAUAUUACACUAGACACGGUGAGUGCAGUAUAGAUAUAAUCAAGAAGAUAAUAUCCGAGACGAAAAUAUUUUAUAACCUAACCAUGUCUAAGGAAAAAAGCAAAGUUAUGAUUAUAACUGGUGCAGGUUUCGGUGUAGGCGCUGAAUUAGCUAAACACUUAUCCAAAAGCGGUGUGAGCUUAACUUUAACCUGCAAAAACAUGGAUAACCUCAAAAGAGUGGCCGCAAAAUGCAAAAACCCCACCCUCUUGUUGGCCCUAGACGGAGACAUAGAGUUGGUAACCAAAAAACUAAUAAACGAAACCAUCAAAAGAUUUAACAGACUCGACGGAGUCAUCGUCAACGCUGGUUUAAUACAAACAGAGAAAUUCGAGACCUCCAGAACCGCUGAACCAAAUCCAACAAACGCCAUGGAUCACAUCAAGAAAUUUUUAUGCCAUUUAACAAAAACAGCAGCGCCAUAUUUAAUCCAGACAAACGGCAAAAUUUUAAAUAAAUUCAGUUUCAAAGGUAGGCAAGAUGGUUUAGCACUAUCUGUAUGCGAUACGUUGAAAGAAAAACUGGAUCAGUGCACAUCUAGGCACCUUGUGCAGUUCAUGAAGGAACUUAAAAGUAUGAAAAUAAAGAAAAUUGCAAACACAGACAUGUCUUAUUAUGAUUUUUAUAUGAAAAGCAUUCUAUCCUUGGCGGCUUUGCUGAGGAACAAAAAUUUGGAGGACACAUUGCAGUUUGGAGGGCAUGAACUUAUGUUUCCUUUGUAUUCAAGCGACAUCGAAAGUAAGUUCAGGAUGGCUUUGAUGAGAAAAGAUUUGAUUCAACAGUGCCAUGACGUAUCAAGCCUUUAUUUACCUCAAUUGCCAUAUAAUUGUUUAGAGAACAUAUUCAGUUAUUUGGGAAAUUGGGAAAUGAGGGUCCUAAUUGCUGCUUGCGCAACACCUGAGAACCAUAUUGUAAAUGAAUAA
Molecule: messenger RNA, 1309 nt
Organism: Ctenocephalides felis (cat flea)
Lineage: Eukaryota; Metazoa; Arthropoda; Insecta; Siphonaptera; Pulicidae
Product: corticosteroid 11-beta-dehydrogenase isozyme 1-like
Exons: 2
Coding region: 431-1309 (292 amino acids)
Source: RefSeq, a predicted model, not a curated record